Molecule: messenger RNA, 2169 nt
Organism: Biomphalaria glabrata
Lineage: Eukaryota; Metazoa; Mollusca; Gastropoda; Planorbidae
Product: DNA primase small subunit-like
Exons: 13
Coding region: 67-1308 (413 amino acids)
Biological process (GO): DNA replication, synthesis of primer
Cellular component (GO): alpha DNA polymerase:primase complex
Source: RefSeq, a predicted model, not a curated record
UGUUGGGAUCAACAAAAAGCAAAUUGAUGUGACUAGUCAGACUAGUCUACUUUGCACAAUUUUAGAAUGCCGGAUGACUAUAAUCCAGAAGCGUUGCCGGAUUUAUUGCCACUGUAUUAUAAAAGACUAUUUCCAUAUGGUCCAUACUUCAAAUGGUUAAAUUAUGGAGGAGUGCCAAAACAUUACUUCAGUCACAGAGAGUUCUCUUUUACACUCAAAGAUGAUGUUUACAUUAGAUACCUUUCAUUUACUGACCAACAAGACUUUGAGAAAGAACUUCAGAAGAAAUGUCCUCAUAAAAUAGAUUUAGGAGCAGUUUAUUCCCAUAGGCCAAAAGAUCAGAAAACCAUCAAGUCAACAGCUUUUUUAGCCCAAGAGAAGGAACUUGUGUUUGAUAUUGACAUGACAGAUUAUGAUGAUGUCCGUUUUUGCUGUUCUGGGGCAGAUAUUUGCAGAAACUGUUGGCCACUAAUGAUUAUGGCAGUUAAAAUAUUAGACAGAGCUCUAAGAGAGGAUUUUGGUUUUCAACAUAUUCUGUGGGUCUACUCUGGACGUAGAGGAAUUCACUGUUGGGUGUGUGAUGAAACAGCCCGCACUUUGACAGCCCAGGGGAGGUCAGCCAUUGCUGAAUAUCUAACACUUGUGAAGGGCGGUGAAACUGUGUCACGUAAAGUGAUUUUACCAGACAAACUCCACCCCUCAAUAAGGCAUGCUGUAGAUAUCAUAUCCAAAUAUUUUCUUGAAUACAUUGUCAAGAAACAAGACCUUUUAGGUGAUGAAGAGAAAUGGAAAAAAGUGAUUGCAAUGAUCCCAUAUGACCAAUUAAAGAGCGUCUUGGCAGAAGACUUUGUCACAGUGGGAACCAACACAUCAACAAGAUGGGCUAUCAUCAAGCAACGAUUACAAAAUGCAAAAGAAAAACUGGAUCUGUACAAAUACCCAUAUGUUAAAGAAGAAAUCAUGCUACAGCUUUGCUACCCAAGGUUGGAUAUUAAUGUCAGUAAAGGAUUGAACCACUUGCUGAAAAGUCCAUUUUGCAUUCAUCCUAAAACAGGACGUGUCUGUGUACCUAUGGAUCCAGAAAAAAUUGAUGACUUUGACCCUGAGCAAGUCCCAACUGUCAGUGGACUACUGGAAGAGUUGGACAAAGUUGAUCUUGUUGAGGAUGAUCAAGGGAAGAAAUUUAGAGACUAUAAAAAAACGAGCUUAGGGCGGUACUUGGAUAUAUUUGACUCUUUCCUUAAAGGCUUGGAGAGUUCACGUAAAGGAAAGCUGAUAGAACAAAGUGAUAUGAAGAUGGAAUUCUGAAGAUAGUUGAAAGUGGAUUUUAAUGAGCAAAGUUUUAUUUCCAGAAUUGAUAGGUGCUAUAUCAAAACUGAAGUCCAUGCACUUGAGCAACUAUUGUAGAUAUGAAGAUACCGGUAUGUUUAUGUGCAAACUAGUUUAAGUUUUGAUUGUUACAAGCUUUGGAAAUAUGUUCAUUUUAAAAUUGUAAGAAACAUGUUCUUUCUAACAAUCUUUCAAAUGUAAACAUAUUUCUAUACAUCUUAUAAUGUCGAAAACUCUUGUAUGGGUGAAUAUGUUAGGUAUAAAAGUAAAUGAACUUUUUUUGGUUUUUAUUUAGAUGAUAGUUUCUGAUACUAUCUUUCAUUACAGUUCUUUAUUUAUUUAAAAGCUUCCAUUUGAAACAAUAUUUUAAAGUGUUUUUUUUUUUAAAUUAUUGUUAUAUUUCUUAGACAUUAUCACAACUUUCUUGAAAUCUUCUUGUUAUAAUGAAAUUUACAUCUCCUUAACAGCAGAGGCUCAUAUAAAAUAUUUUUAAAAUUUACUAGUUUACUUGUUUUCUUGCUGCAGAAAGUCAUGUGUGAAAGUUGUGUUUAGGUUUCAUGUCUUGCUGUAGAAAGUCAUGUGUGAAAGUUGUGUUUAGGUUUCAUUUCUUGCUGUAGAAAGUCAUGUGUGAAAGUUGUGUUUAGGUUUCAUGUCUUGCUGCAGAAAGUCAUGUGUGAAAGUUGUGUUUAGGUUUCAUGUCUUGCUGUAUAAAGUUAUGUGUGAAAGUUGUGUUUAGGUUUCAUGUCUUGCUGUAGAAAGUCAUGUGAAAAUUGUUUGUUGUAUUUAUCUUUGUUACAUGUAAAUAAACUUUAAAUGUUGAAUAAAAAAGUCUGUUUUUGA